GAUAGGAAAAUAAUGGAUUGGAGCAUGAAUCCAAACCACGGAUUAGUAAGAUUUAAGAGAGAAGGGGUGACAUGGAAGUCCUUUACACUCGAGAAAUUAAAAAGACUGAGAGAAGUCCUAAACGCGGAAAUGGCGCAAUAAAGUUUGAUUGACUUUACCUCACACACACAAACAGAAACUCUCUUCCCUUCCAUGGAGAUGAUAGCGAAAGCAACGACCAAGUUAAUACUAUAUCCCCACUUUCUUUCUCCCCAACCUUUAACCCACAAAACCUUUUUCCUCCAAAUCCCCACCAUCUUCUUCCUCGAAAUUUCUUCUACAUUUCCACAUCUCUUUCAAUCCCCAAACUUUCUCAUUCCUCUUCCUUUCAUGACCAACAAUCAACCUCCCACUCCCUUUUCCUCUCCAUUUCCCCAUCCACGCCAUGCCCUGCCAAUCUAACUGUGCUCCCAUCACCCCUUCUCAUUUUCAAGUUUGUACUUUACUCUGUUCUCCUAAAUGUUCCAGUAUCUGUUUUCAACUCCCUAAAGCUCCUAUUGUUGAUUUGCCUCGCCCACCGCCGCCGCCGCCUCUCCCUCUCCCUCAGCUUCCGUCUUCCAUCGUUCCUCCCCAAAACCAUACCCCAGAAAGGUCCACUCUACUUCUUCUCAGUUUGAUCACUACAGCCACUCUGGUCGCCGCCAUCUUCUUGCUUUGUCUUCUUUUCAAGAAAUUUAGGGAGUAUCGUAAUUCAAGACAUAAUCGUCUCCCGGUUCUGUUCGAUGUUCAAGCUGAGAAUCUACCCGAUAACGAUGAAGAAGAACCCGUUAUCGACCACCACGUUUGGUACAUCAACACCGUUGGUCUUCAGCAAUCGGCUAUCGAUUCAAUCACCAUGUUCAAGUACAGGAAGGAUGAGAAAUUAAUCGAUGGUUCAGACUGCUCCAUAUGUCUUGGCGAGUUUCAAGACGAUGAGAGCCUUCGACUGUUACCCAAAUGCAGCCAUGCCUUUCAUGUUCCCUGCAUCGAUACGUGGUUGAGAUCGCACAAAAACUGUCCCCUCUGUCGCGCUCCGGUGCUGUCCGAUCCCGCCACCCCAAGUUUAGCCCCCAUCGAACCGAUUACAAACCAACCAGCGCCGAUCGAAAACAUCCAAAGGGAAACAGAGGCCAUCGAGGAAGAAAACAGAGAAGAUGAAAAUAGUGGAGAAGUAGGUAGCAAUAGUGGAGAAAAUUCUGUAAUUCCCAUUAAAAGGCUGUCUCGAACUUUAAGCAAUUUGACUGAAAAUCAAAAUCGCGAGGCUGUUGAAGACGAAGGACAGGGAAUAAGAAGGUCGGUUUCUAUGGAUUCAGUUUCAGCAAUGGCGAUUUAUCAAGCUACGGCCAAAAUACAAAUUCCAGAAGAAGGGUGUUCUUCAAGUGGAACGUUAAUGGAAGUGAAGAAUUCAGUUUCUUCCAGAAAUCUUCCAUUUCCAAAGGGGGGAAUUGGAAAUCAGAGCUUGUAUAAUCUGGUGAAGGGCAUUUCAUUUGGGUGUUCUAUGCAGAAAGGGGGGAUUUCAAUGAAAAGAUUCAGUUCAGGAAGAAGGAAGUUACAAUGGGCCAGGCAUUACAGAAGCCAGAGCUCGGUCCUUCCGAUGUGAGAGAUGAAGAAAUCUUAAUAAUGGCUGCGAAAAUCAAAAUCUUCUCUCUAAAGUUUCAAGAAGGUUCCCUGUUUCUGUCGCAUGUGUAAUAAGAAUCAUAAGAUGAUGAAGCUGCAGGAAACUCUGAAGCCUGAUGAUUUCGAGUGAAUUAUGGAUAGAUAAUUGAAGUUGGGUGUUACUGUUAAUUAGUAGAAAGAAAAAAAGAAAAAACAACAAAUUUUGGCUAUACGUCCCUGCACAUUAUUGUACUUGUAAUUUAUUCAAUAAGAUUAAGAUUAACUAUGAGUAUAUAUGAUGAACUGGUCUACUUUGAUGUCAAAUAAA
This is a messenger RNA of Cucumis sativus (cucumber), 1942 nucleotides long. Its product is annotated as E3 ubiquitin-protein ligase RING1. The coding region runs from base 425 to 1618 and encodes 397 amino acids. Lineage: Eukaryota; Viridiplantae; Streptophyta; Magnoliopsida; Cucurbitales; Cucurbitaceae. The record is from RefSeq and is a predicted model, not a curated record. The transcript has a single exon. Gene Ontology annotation, biological process: protein ubiquitination. Gene Ontology annotation, molecular function: transferase activity.